Molecule: messenger RNA, 2068 nt
Organism: Monodelphis domestica (gray short-tailed opossum)
Lineage: Eukaryota; Metazoa; Chordata; Mammalia; Didelphimorphia; Didelphidae
Source: RefSeq, a predicted model, not a curated record
UGCGCAGCCGCACUGACGUAGGCGGAGGGGGAAGACGCGUUGGUCGGAGGGAAGGUUCUAGAAAAGCGGCAGCCGCGCGAGCGCCAGCAGCAGUCGCAGCAGCCGCCGCCGCCGGAGCCGCCGCCUCCUCUGUCUGCUCCUCUCGCUCUUCGCUUUCGCCGCCCUCAUCCUCGCUCUCCGCCUCGGAUCCUGCGCCCAGCGGCCGGCGGCGGUGUGGUUUCUCGGGCCGCGGCACGGCAGCCCCCCUCCGGCGCCAGGACGAGUCCGGUUCGCGCCCGUCCGCGGAGAUCCCUCUCAUCUCGCUCGGCUGCGGGGCCCCGGCCUGAGGCGACCGACGCCGCCAUGGAGAGAGAAAAGGAACAGUUCCGCAAACUGUUUAUUGGAGGCCUGAGCUUUGAAACCACAGAAGAGAGUUUGAGAAACUACUACGAACAAUGGGGGAAGCUCACAGACUGUGUGGUAAUGAGGGAUCCUGCCAGCAAAAGAUCAAGGGGAUUCGGUUUUGUAACAUUUUCAUCUAUGGCUGAAGUGGAUGCAGCCAUGUCUGCCAGACCCCAUUCAAUCGAUGGAAGAGUGGUUGAGCCCAAAAGAGCAGUAGCCAGAGAGGAAUCUGGGAAACCUGGUGCUCAUGUUACUGUGAAGAAACUGUUUGUUGGUGGAAUUAAAGAAGACACUGAGGAACAUCACCUUAGAGAUUACUUUGAGGAAUAUGGGAAAAUUGAUACCAUUGAAAUAAUUACAGAUAGACAGUCUGGUAAAAAAAGGGGCUUUGGUUUUGUUACAUUUGAUGACCAUGAUCCUGUGGAUAAAAUUGUAUUGCAAAAAUACCACACCAUCAAUGGCCAUAAUGCAGAAGUAAGAAAAGCUUUGUCUAGACAAGAGAUGCAGGAAGUUCAGAGCUCUAGAAGCGGAAGAGGAGGAAACUUUGGUUUUGGGGAUUCUCGUGGUGGUGGUGGAAAUUUUGGACCAGGCCCAGGAAGCAAUUUUAGAGGAGGAUCUGACGGAUAUGGAAGUGGCCGGGGCUUUGGAGAUGGUUACAACGGAUACGGAGGAGGUCCAGGAGGUGGCAAUUUUGGAGGUAGUCCUGGUUAUGGAGGAGGAAGAGGAGGAUAUGGUGGUGGAGGACCUGGCUAUGGCAACCAGGGUGGGGGCUACGGAGGUGGUUAUGACAACUAUGGAGGAGGCAAUUACGGAAGUGGGAACUACAAUGACUUUGGAAACUAUAAUCAACAACCUUCAAACUAUGGUCCAAUGAAGAGCGGAAACUUCGGUGGUAGCAGGAACAUGGGGGGACCAUAUGGUGGAGGAAACUAUGGUCCAGGAGGAAGUGGGGGAAGUGGAGGUUAUGGAGGGAGGAGCCGAUAUUGAGCUUUUCUGCCUGUUUGCCAUGGGUAAGUGGAUUUUUGUUUGAGACUAUUAAAGUUGCUAUUUCUCUUGGGAGACCUAGCUGCAGGAGUAAAAGCUUUUUAGGCUCAUGUUAUCUUUCCUUUAAAAACUGGUUAGAUGGAUAAUUUCAUAACCUAUUUUUUUUUUACUCUUUACUUCUGUUGAAACAGGCUUCACUGUAUAAAUAGGAGAGGAUGAGAGCCCAGAGGUAACAGAACAGCUUCAGGUUAUCGAAAUAACAAUGUUAAGGAAACUCUUAUCUCAGUCAUGCAUAAAUAUGCAGUGAUAUGGCAGAAGACACCAGAGCAGAUGCAGAGAGCCAUUUUGUGAAUGGAUUGGAUUAUUUAAUAACAUUACCUUACUGUGGAGGAAGGAUUGUAAAAAACACAAAAAACACAAAAAAAUGCCUUUGAGACAGUUUCUUAGCUUUUUAAUUGUUGUUUCUUUCUAGUGGUCUUUGUAAGAGUGUAGAAGCAUUCCUUCUUUGAUAAUGUUAAAUUUGUAAGUUUCAGGUGACAUGUGAAACCUUCUUUUUUAAGAUUUUUCUCAAAGUUUUGAAAAGCUAUUAGCCAGGAUCAUGGUGUAAUAAGACAUAACGUUUUCCUUUAAAAAAUUUAAGUGCGUGUGUAGAGUUAAGAAGCUGUUGUACAUUUAUGAUUUAAUAAAAUAAUUCUAAAGGAAA